This is a messenger RNA of Temnothorax curvispinosus, 2097 nucleotides long. Its product is annotated as regulator of microtubule dynamics protein 1-like. The record is from RefSeq and is a predicted model, not a curated record. Bases 605 to 1681 code for a protein of 358 amino acids. Gene Ontology annotation, cellular component: cytoplasm; spindle microtubule; mitotic spindle pole. The transcript is spliced from 6 exons. Lineage: Eukaryota; Metazoa; Arthropoda; Insecta; Hymenoptera; Formicidae. Gene Ontology annotation, molecular function: microtubule binding.
AAUCGGCGCACAUGGAGAAGCGAGACAUGCGGCGAGAAGAGAGGAAGACGGAGGAGAGCUAGGAAUUAUUCAGACCAAGGAUUUAAAUCGAAAGUCGUGGGAUCUAUCACGAGAACGGGGAGGUUCGUACACGCCACCGGCGGACCUCUCGGGGAAGGAGGGGAGAGAGAGAGAGAGAGGGAGAGAGAAAAGAGAGAGAUAAUGAUGUAACGUAACGAAUUAUAUCGUGCUCGUGAAACAGUUUGUCACGAUUGCCCUUCGGCCGCGAUACGCACGUAGGUACGUGCGCUGUCAUUCCGCCUGCACCGUUGCCGGGAGGAGAAAAAGUGGCACGUGGUCAUCGAGGAGGUUUCCCUCGACACACGGAUCACCGGGGUUAAUCGACCCCUCGUCGGGGACCGGUUGACGGACGCCUCUCGAGGAAGGCGCGAGCGAGAUCCCGGUGGCCCCCUUCGCUGUAAAACACAAUCGGAACAUGGUACACCGUGCCCGGGCGAAAGGUCGUGACGUUCGAUAAGACGUCGUUUGAAUUCGCACCGUCACCAGGUCACACUUUGCAAAAAAAAAAACGAAUACUGGCUACUGGAGCCUCUCCUCGGACAAGAUGAGCAACCAGCUGCAAACCAAUUUGAUUGCCGCCGCGAUCGGAGCGACUAUCGGCGUCAUCAGUGCGGCCAGUAUCUUUAUUUAUCAGAAGGUCUUGGAGAAGCAGCAGCAUGCCGGGAAGAACGCUCAUCUGGAUGAAGUCGAUCGUCGCCUCACCGAACUGCAAACAGAAUUAGAAAGACUGAGAGUACAACAAAAUCAACAGAGAAAGAAGAAGAAGCUUAAUCCUAAACGCGAGAACGAUACUACGUACGCUACAACAGACAAUGAUACCGACGUGGAUUUCUCGACGGCUGGCGACGAAGAAUUUUUCGACUGUUCGGACAGCGAUAAUGGUAUAAGUGACAUCGAGAACAGGACAACUGAAGCCACCUGCCCUGGAUUAAACUUCUCCGCUCUCGAUGCGCAUCACCAACGGGGUGGACACGAAGAGGAUGAUUAUCUUGAACUACGAAAUCUCGUAGACACGUAUCCAGAUAGUGUAGACGUAGUAUGGAGAUAUGCCAGAAGUUGUUACAAAUAUUCAAAUUGCACCACUGACGCAAAUGUAAGAAAAGCCGUUAUUUGUGCAGGAAUUGACGCCUGCGAAAAGCUUCUCGACGUACAAAACGCAGAUCUGCACAAAUGGUGCGGCAUACUCGUUGGCGUAAACGGUGAUUUUUUGCCGGUAGCUGAGAAGAUAAAGAACGGUUACCGUUUCAAGGAGCACGUUAUGAAAGCCUUGGAGAUGCGUCCGAAUGAUGCUGACCUGCAUCAUCUACUCGGCAGAUUCAAAUACGAGGUGGCCAACUUGAGUUGGAUAGAGAGAAAGAUUGCUGCGACUUUAUUUUCGGAGCCGCCAAGUGCCUCGUACGAAGAUGCGAUUGAUAGCUUCCAGAAGGCGGAGGACUUUUCAGUCAAAGUAAAUCUGGAGAACUGGCUGUUUCUAAGCAAAUGUUACAUAGCACUGAGCAACUAUAAACCGGCCUGUCAGUGGCUGGAGAAAAUUUGCGAUUUAUCAGUUACGAGCGAAGAGGAUGAAAGAAUACAGAACGAUGCGCGUCAACUUCUUGCCAAGUACUCGGGAUAUCAAUAGCGGAAACGUUAAAUUUUAUAGAUCUGAGAAUGUAUCCAUUCCAUAUAUUACAAAUAUAUUAAUCGCGCGAUGAACGUAAAGGAUUCGCAGGUGAAUGUGAGGGGAAAGAAAAGCGUAUACAAGUUAUUCUAAUUAUAGGGCGGGAGGUACACAAUUUUAACUCUGGACAAACUUUUAUAUGAAACUGUAUAAAGUGAUCGCUAUUUGUCUUCGGAAUAAAAAAGAUACGAAGCAGCGUGGGAUGUUUUAGGAAAUAAUUUUGUGAUAAAAUACAUUUUAGAAUCGCCAUUUUACUGUAUAAAUAUUUGGGCCUAGCGUGGUUUAUUCUGUCAGUUAUAUAGACUUACAAAUUUAUUAUGUUGGUUUUAUCUUUCUAUUGUCUGUUUCCUAAUAAAUGAUACAACAUGAUAAGCACC